UGAAAAAUCUCGACCGCAACAACGACGAGCAGCACGGCCGCGACCGAACACUGAACGCCAGUGCGGAGACGAUAUUUCUGCAAUAAACUGCUCUUCCACGUCCUAGAGACUUCCGAUCUCCGAUUUUUUCCCUCCCGAACAGACUCUCCUCCCUUUCUUCCUCUCCGGUAACCCGCAACCGAGAACGAGACUCAGCCGAUAAUCUUUGGCUGAACCUUGAAUCUAUCUCUUCGACCCUUUUCGCUAUAUUCACAUAACACAAUGGGCUUCGGUGGACCUCGUGGAGGACCUGGUGGUCGCGGUGGUGGUGGCCGUGGUGGCUUCGGCGGUGGCCGUGGUGCUCCCCGUGGUGGAAGAGGCGGACUUGGUAGCCGUGGUGGUGGUCGUGGUGGCUUUGGCGGCGGUGACCGUGGUGGCCGUGGCCGUGGCGGCGGCCGUGGUGCCCCUCGUGGUGGCCGUGGUGGUCGCGGUGGCCGUGGUGGUGCUGCUGGUGGUGCCCGCGGUGGUGCUAAGGUCAUUGUGGAACCCCACCGUCACGCCGGUGUCUUCGUCGCUCGUGGUGGUAAGGAGGAUCUGCUCGUCACCAAGAACCUCACCCCCGGAGAGGCUGUGUACGGUGAGAAGCGCAUCUCCGUCGAGUCCCCCGCUCAGGAGGAUGGUGCUGUGACCAAGACCGAAUACCGUGUCUGGAACCCCUUCCGUUCCAAGCUGGCUGCUGGUAUCCUCGGUGGUCUCGAUGACAUCUACAUGAAGCCUGGCUCCAAGGUCCUGUACCUCGGUUCCGCCAGCGGUACCUCCGUCAGUCACGUUGCUGAUAUCGUCGGACCUACCGGAAACGUCUACGCUGUUGAAUUCUCCCACCGUUCCGGCCGUGACUUGAUCGGCAUGGCUACCCACCGCACCAACGUCAUCCCCAUCGUCGAGGACGCCAGACACCCUCUCCGCUACCGGAUGCUCAUCCCCAUGGUCGAUGUCAUCUUCGCCGAUGUUGCCCAGCCCGACCAGGCCCGUAUCGUGGGUCUCAACGCCCACAUGUUCCUCAAGGAGGGCGGUGGUGUCAUCAUCUCCGUCAAGGCCAACUGUAUCGACUCUACGGCCAAGCCCGAGGUCGUGUUCGCCCGUGAAGUCCAGAAGAUGAGAGAGGAGCGCAUCAAGCCCCGGGAACAGCUGACCCUGGAGCCCUUCGAGCGUGACCACUGCAUAGUGUCUGGUAUCUACAAGCGCGCUGCAUGAACUUAGGAAAAAAAGAAUUGGUGGUUUUUGCUCUCUCAUGUUUUAAUUACUUAUGCUCUUUUAUGGCGUCAAGUGUUCCCGUGAUGUGUUGAAAUGUUUCAUUAUUUCCUUCGUGUCCAUGUUCAGGUUUCUUAGAGUACUGUAUGUCUUGGGUCAGAAAAUUUCGAGGUUUACGCUUUCUGCUCGUUCAAAAGAUGUACGCGCCUGAUUUAGCUGCUAGUUAAGCAAUUUGAACCUGAUAUCAUGC
Molecule: messenger RNA, 1480 nt
Organism: Aspergillus heteromorphus CBS 117.55
Lineage: Eukaryota; Fungi; Ascomycota; Eurotiomycetes; Eurotiales; Aspergillaceae
Product: rRNA 2'-O-methyltransferase fibrillarin family protein
Exons: 3
Coding region: 262-1233 (323 amino acids)
Biological process (GO): rRNA methylation; box C/D sno(s)RNA 3'-end processing
Cellular component (GO): box C/D methylation guide snoRNP complex; nucleolus; small-subunit processome
Molecular function (GO): histone H2AQ104 methyltransferase activity; RNA binding; rRNA methyltransferase activity
Source: RefSeq, a predicted model, not a curated record